UUUUUCAUGUCUACUUCCGCGUACUGUUUUUUUUUUUUUUUUCUCCCACUGACACUCGGCAACUUUCGAUCAGGAAGCCCAUUACACGCUUUCGGCUGUCUUUUUCUCUUUAUUAGCCGCGGGGUUAGUUUGGAGCUCAACGCUCUGAGCCAGCCAUGAGCAUCAUCGGGGCCGAAGACGAGGACUUUGAGAAUGAUUUAGCAGACCCAGCAGAUGACAAAUGUCCGUAUUUCGACAACAUCGAGACAUUGAAGAAACGGCCGACUCACCUGCUGGUCUUCAUGCAGCAUGUCAUUCUGCAGUUCGAUCCCACACCCUUGCUGUGUUAUCUCCAUGCCGACAUUGUAAAGAACCUCAAUGCUAGAGACACCAAGAAACAGUUUCCUGACUUCUACAAUAACUUCUUGGAGAAGGGUGCAAUUCUCAGAGUUUCAAUGCCAACCAGUUUAUCCUUUGAACUGGAUCGGACUCGUCCAGAAUUGCUGUCAGAUGACACCCAAAGACGUUACGCUGCAGAAGUGCAGAAAUGUCAAGCGGCGGAGGUGGCCAAACAGCUGGAGGAUUUCAGGCAGAAAAGGAUGAUGGGUAUGACCCAGUGCGAGGAGCAGGUGAUGGAUGUUGAAAGUCACUAUCCCACUGACCGCGUCCCGAUGGACAUGAAGGAGAAAUCUGUGGCCGAGAAUCUGCUGGAGAAGAUGUAUGAUUCACAACUUACCUUUGUCCCGGAUGAGGAAAAAUGCCAAGCCAUCUUCUCUGCAGUGGCGUCUUACAUGAAGCACCUUGAAGUGAAAAACAGGGCAGGUGAUAGUAAGAAGUCCAAACGAGGCUUUCCAUGGAUUAAGCAGAAGAAUCAUGAUCCUCCAAAGCAACGGACUCGGGGCUUCCAUGUUCCUAACUGGAUAGCAGGCGGUGUCGAAGUCAAACCAAAAGAGUCUGAAGGGGAAAAAGAUAAUAAAGGAAGGGAAUCUAAAGGUUCUCUCCGAGCUGAAACUCCAGCUCCUUCGAUCAGAAAACCUGAAGGCUCACCUUCGGUGCCUAACGUGGAGCCCCCUGGAUCUCCAGGCAACAUCUUGAACAUCCACAACAAUGCAGAGCCUUCUCCGAUUGAUGGUCAGCCAUGCAACUUUUUAGAGCCUCCCACCCAGUCGGACGGGCCGCUUCCAGAGAUGGCAGCUGGGGUCCCUGUUGUUGAGCAUAGUUCACCCCUUGAUGUUCAUCCAGAGGAGUCGGACAAGGACAGACGGAAGCCAAGCAGGAAAGUGGGACGCAGCGAGAGCGCACGCGUGGACCGGCACUCGUCUCGGCGCCGUGGCUCUUCUCGUAAACAGUCACGCUCCCGUAGUGACGUGGACCUCCAGCCUCCUUCAUCUGCGACAAGUCCUGCCCCGCUCUCCCCGCAGCACCUCCAUCCUUUGGAAGGACCCGCUUUCCCUUCUGAGGUGCCUGGCCAGCCCCCAACAAGUCCCUCUCCGCAGUUGGAGGAGAUUGAUCCCCGUCUGCAAGAGUUGGAGCAGGACCCGUCCAGCUGGAGGCAGCUGGCGUCCCCUGAGGCUGUGAAGAGCCUCAGCAAGAAGGAGACCAAGAGGCAGGAAGUCAUAAAUGAGUUGUUUGCCACAGAGCAUGCACACGUCAGAAUGCUGAGUGUCCUUCAGUGGGUGUUCGCCAAGCAGAUGGAGAGGGAGCAACUCUUGACUGCUGUAGAAAUUGAAGCCAUUUUCCCAAACCUCGAGGAAAUCAUUGAAAUGCAUUAUAAUUUCUAUGAAAACCUGAAGAAACUGCGUGUCAAUGAAAACUAUAUAGUUAAAAAAAUCAGCACGACAUUGCGCAACAGAUUUGAUGGCCACGAGGGAGAAUGGUUUCAGAGACUGACUUCCAGGUUCUGCAGUCACCAGACCUGGGCCCUUGACCAGAUCAAGCAAAGACAGAAGAAAGAGCCCCGCUUUAAUGCUGUUAUACAGGAUGCAGAGAGUAAGCCCCAGUGCCGCAGGCUACAGCUCAAGGACAUUAUUCCUACAGAGAUGCAGAGGCUUACGAAGUAUCCACUGCUGCUGGAGAACAUUGCUAAGAACACAGAGGACCCAGAUGAGAAGGCGGCUAUCCAGGACAGUGCAGAAUGCUGCAGAAAGAUCCUCAACCAUGUCAACGAAGAGGUCAAAAGCAUGGGGAACAUGUUGACUCUGAAGGAAUACCAGAAAAAACUGGACACAUCAGGACUGAAAGCCAGCGUUGACCUUUAUACAGAAUAUAAGAACCUUGACCUGACUCAGAGGAAGAUGCUUUUCGAAGGUCCGCUGAUCUGGAGGGUGACCAAGGAAAAGGCUAUUGAUGUUCAUUGCUUGCUGCUGGAAGAUCUGCUGGUCCUUGCACAAAAGCAGGAAGACAAGAUGUUGCUCAAAUGCCAAAGUAAGAGUAACAUUGCGGGGCAGGAGGGCAAGCAGAGUCUGAGCCCCAUUAUAAAGUUGGACUCGGUUUUCCUCCGUGACGUGGCAACAGAUCGAAAGGCUUUAUAUGUGAUAUUCACGUGGGAGAAUGGUGCUCAGAUCUAUGAGCUGGUGGCUCAGUCUGUUGGAGAAAGGAAAACUUGGACUGAUAUGAUCAGGUCAGCAGUAGACGAUCUGAAGAGAAAUGGAGCUUCCCUGAAGUUGCCUAUUACUCCUGGAGCUGGGAUGUCUCCUCUCAGCCCAUCCAUGUUGAAUCCGCCGUUGAGUCCAUCAGAGAAUGGCGGUUUAAGAGGCAGCAGUGAUCAAGAAGAGGCCAGUGUGACAGAUGACAAAGCUGUACAUCCGAGGGAUAAACUGAUUGAACUGUUGACCGACAGAGGCCUGGUCCAUGUGCUGGAUCAGUCCAGCGGCGGUCAGGAGAAGGUGGCCAGCAGUGCUCUGGAUGAAGUCAUGUCACUGAAAAGAUUGCUGAUCGGCAGCAUCAGUCUGUCAGAGGACUCGCUGCCUGAUGAAGAAAAUGAAGAGGAGCAACCAGAGAAGCCUUCUCAGGACACAGAUGGCUCCCAGCCAGCAGAGGAAAGUGAGUCGACAGACAGGGGAUAUAUGCAGGUGAACGCCAGUCCUUCUAGGAAGGAAGAUGGAGUAAAAAAAGAAGAUGAAGACGGGAGCAUCAGCGCCCCGCUGGUCUUGUCCCAGGAGAGAAUGGACGAAGUGUGCAGGAGGCUGCAAAGCCUGCAGGAAAAGAUACAGAGACUACAGGCUGUGGAAGAGGAGCAUCACAAGUUGAACGAGGUCCUUUCAGAGUUCUCGCUGGAAGGCGGUAACUUCCAGUGAGAUGCGUUUUUGCCACCUGCUGGCCACAAGGUUUUCUUCUGGCUGUUGUUUGGAGCUAAGUGACUUUCCGAGGCUUUCCUGGAACUUUCACUCCCACUCAAAAAACAAACAAAAAAACAAAAACAUCAUGCCUGGAUCCAAGCUGCCACUUCUAUAUCUUUGUAUCAGCGCUGUUUGCUGCCAAAGCAGGAAGUUUCCUGCCUUCCAGAGGAGUGUAAUUGCUUUGUGCACAGUGCAGUAGUUCAGUGAUGGAGCGUGGGAGGUGUGUGCAUUGGUGUGCGUGUGUCUGUCUGGCUGCAUGUUUGAAACAAAAGGAUGGAACCGAUUGGGGGGGAGAGAAAUAUCUUGCUUUUGAGUAGGAGGUUGUUUUUGCUGGAAAGUGACAAAAGUAAUGAAGCAAUAUUUUGGUGUGAGAGACAUGCUGCCUAAUAAAAAAUGUAGUCUUUCUGCUGUAACACACAUACGCACACCUGAGACAUGUAUGCUGGAGCACAAUUGACAUUAAUGCCAAGAAUGUCAAUGCUGUGGAAAAAAAGAGACCCUAAUGUAGCAAUGUAGGUUUUUUUUCUUUAAAAACUACUGCCAGAAUGUAUUAUUUCUAGUCUAUGCCAAAGUACAACAGAGAUGCACUUUUUUCCUCUUUGAAAAAACUUAAAAACACACUCUGAUCGCCAAAUUUCUUAUUUAAACUCAGUUUCAGUGUGUUUUCUUUUUAAUCAUUUAGGUUUCAUGUCAGCAGACCUUAUUAUUGGAAAGAUACAUGAAAGACGGUGUGUGUAUGUGUGUUACAAGGUUUUUAAUAACGAAAUGUUGGAUAUUUUUUUCUUUUCUCUUAUUCUCUGUAAAACAUUUAUGAAAAGUGGCGCUAUAGGCAAUCAUGCUGUUGAUGAUGGAGACGCGUUUGUAUGUACGGCUUUUAUUUAUUCCUCUGAGGGGUUUUUAGGUCAGCAGGUUGCCUCAUCUUACAGAUAUUAUUACAACAUUGGGUCAGAACGAGGCGAGAGCGGCAUGCAUAAAGUUGGACAAGGCUAAAGAAGUAAUCCUGGGAUACGUAAUGCACAUCAAAGGUGAAGGGAGAGAAAACACAUAGGCCUAAAGAAGAAGGUUUGGAGUUUUUUUUUUUUUUUUAUGUUUGCUUUGAAUAGCUUGGAAUAGAAGGCCAUGAGAAGACCGAUGGGAGAACCUGAGUUUUUAAGGAUUCGUGCUGAUGAAAUCUGAACACACACAGCGUGCCCAGAAUUUCAGACUUGUUCACAAAUGCACCGUUUUUUGCAGCAUCAAUCUCCUCUAGAGAGAGUUUUGCAACUUAUGAUCCAGAACAUCAGUUGGGGUUAAGAUUUGUAUUAUAUGAGAUUAGAUGCAUAUGUUAGUGAUGAGGUCCCAACUAGCGAUAUUUGUAUCAAAGCUUUCCUGCCUUUGUAUUUUACUCAGCAGUUGAUUGUAAUUAUAAUUGUUGUAGUAUAGUUCCUUAGUAGUGGCAUAAUUGAUGCAGGACCAAAGACACAUCGAAGCACAUUUAAAAGAGAUGGCUUUCAAUAAAAAUCUGUUUAUUGAUAUAUAGAUGCAUUUACUGGUAGGUAUUAGAUUAAAUAUGUUCAGGGUUAUUCAAGCUUGAUCACUAAAUUCCAGCAGACAUUACGGGCCUCCUGCUUACGUUAACCAACCAAUCAGUCCAGGUGCGUUUAGGUUAAGAGAUGCAAGAGAAAACUAUGUAAGCUCUGCUGCAGCCCCCUGCUCAGAGCACCUAGAGACCAAACGCUGUUAAAACAUCUAUUACUGAAUAUGUAUUGGAGCUGCAGAGAAAGAAAAAACAUUUUCAAACUACACUGUGUCACAAAUGACAUUUUAAUGCUUAGAGAAAAGAAAACAGUUGUCUUAUUCCAGUGUUGCUUUAUAAUCACGAAUGCUGUAAUCAUGUUCAAUUCCCGAUAUGCAUUCACUUUGGUGUUUCUACAACAGAUCCUACCUUCUGAAGCUACUGAACCUCAAUGUAUUUACACCAUUUAGUCACAUCAGUGCAACAAAAAACAGAAUCAAGAUGUUUAUUUUUUCCUUUUGUCUUCCUCUUUAAAUUGUAUGCAAUCAAAUAGUUUGAAGGCACUUGCUUCUUUGUCUUCAUGUACCUUUUUCCAAUUGCAUGGUUUUACCAAAAGUUAUGCAUUUCAUUUAAUGUACUUAUGAAAUAGGUCAGGGGACAUUGUAACUGUUUUUUUUGUUAGUUUUUUUUCACUCCUUUUUAACAAAGCUGUUCUGAUAAUGUGCUAUGCAUUUCCUGUUGGUAUUAAAAAAGGGAGGAUUGUCUGCAGCUUGUUGACGCACCAGUAGAUUUAACAAACAUGCAAACGAUUUAAACAGGACAGUUUUGCCAACAUUUUACUCUUCUAAGUUUGGCAGAUUGACUUCGAGAUGAGAUGUGAGGGCUUGGUGAAAAUCCAAAUUCAGAAAGCACUAGUGAUGCUUUCAGGCUUUAUUAGUUCAUAACGGUUGCAGACUUUUCUCCCUAUGUCUCCCCAUUGAUGCUUUUUCUUAUAUAUUCAAUAUACUCUGUAUAAAGUGUUAUAGAGUGGUGCCUUCUUCUGACCAUUACAUUUUUUGCUUCUUAAAGGGCUUGUAACUAAAAACAAAAACAGCUGAUUUAAAAGUUCAUAAGCAGUAAGAUAUCAUUCCAUUAUGUUAACUUAAGAUUGACACCCCUAAUUCAUAUUUAUGUUGAUGACAUUUAGCUUACAGCUUCUUCCCGUUUUGUUUGCAUCCAUUAAUUCCUCAUAACUUGAGCCCACAGCCAACCAGAGCCCUGUUUAAGCAAAGACACUGCUCCUUCCAUCUUUCUGAUCUUAUAAAGAAAAAUGUAAACAAGAACUAUAUUGUGUAUUUGGUAUAAAUUUUUAUGCUGUAAGAGGCUCUUAAAAGAUGUACACCUAAGGAAAAUUGUGGUACGUUUGUGUUUUUGGAUUUUUUGUUGUUGUUUUUUAAAAAUAAACUGGGGAAAUAAAUAAAA
This is a messenger RNA of Cyprinodon tularosa, 6273 nucleotides long. It is a transcript of the gene arhgef1, whose product is annotated as Rho guanine nucleotide exchange factor (GEF) 1b. Gene Ontology annotation, cellular component: cytoplasm. Gene Ontology annotation, biological process: intracellular signal transduction; G protein-coupled receptor signaling pathway. The coding region runs from base 156 to 3275 and encodes 1039 amino acids. The record is from RefSeq and is a predicted model, not a curated record. The transcript is spliced from 32 exons. Gene Ontology annotation, molecular function: guanyl-nucleotide exchange factor activity; G protein-coupled receptor binding. NCBI's taxonomy places the organism in Eukaryota, Metazoa, Chordata, Actinopteri, Cyprinodontiformes, Cyprinodontidae.